AUGACCAACCUAUAUCCUUCACCUCCGACAAGACCUGCGCCUGUGCCUGCUCCCCAUGCGAAUCCAGUACGGAGUCAAGAUGCUUUCAGCACAUCUUCACCACCCCACACACCUCGAAACCCACACAGGCGACUCGUGCGAUCCCAAACUGGUUACCAAGUGUCUACUCGCACUUCGAAGCGGGAGACGUUUCUGGACGAUGUCACACCCGUGGAGGGAGUGAGGGGGAACGAUGGUGGAGAUGAGAAGGACCCUCACGACUUGGCCUUCUCGCCAAAACAUGUGACCCGUGCGUCGGUGGUAGAUAACAUGCUUAUCGCUUUGGAUCAGUUUUCCAAUCCGACUCCGAGUUCCAUUUCCACGCGAGAACCGCCCAACGCAAGCCUGCGCUACAACUCAGUCAUCAGACGCCGACGAGGCAACACGUUUUCUUCUGAUGUUUCGUCGGACAACGAGUCCAGAAUGGACGAGGGCGACGCUCUGCAGUCCUUUCAGCGCAAUCAGAGAAGCGGUAGCAAUUCGACUUUUCACUUUCCCCGCACUCUACAACCAGUCCCCAGCUUGUGCGAGGAAGAGGAGUCCGCCACUCGAGCUCGUGUCUUCGAUCCUCAGAAAGCCUUCGCACCCUCACGAAAACACUACCGAAGGAAGAGUGGGAAGAGCAGCGGAUCGUCCAGUAUCGAUCUUGGCCAGCCCCUAUCUUCGAGCAAGUUAGGACGGGCUGGCAAUCGUCGAUCUCAGAGUUUCGAUUUUGGUUCGUACAGGCGAAGUGUUCUGAUUCUCGACAACGGCACCAAUGGGAGUAGCGCCUCGCACAAUCUGGCAAACGAAAUGGAAGCAGCACCUACACCCAUUGUUCAUGCGGGUCCUUCGCGGGGCCAGUCGCCUACGCAGCAUAUUACAACAGCUCCUCUGCAUCCAGUCUAUGAUCCAGCCCUGGCAGGCGGAAGGAACAUGGCAAAGCCGUGCAAGAAUCCAUACACCCGAAAAGGCAGGGCCGGAACAAUGGGAGCUGCGAGUAGCAAAGGCAGGGACGAAUUGCGGGACCUACAUGGUCACGUUGAGAACCUACCAUCCAUGCCAACCUACCUUGCCCCACUUCCUCAAAGUCCCACCUUUGCGUUCCACAAGCCAUCAAUAGGAUCAUCCGCAGAACUGCCAUUGCAGCCGAAGGAUAGACCUGGGUUCUUCAGGCGGGUUUUCGGCUCGAAGAAUGCAAGUGCGACCCCAUUUCAGGUUGUUGGGUCUGAAGAUGGUGUCUUUCGGGAACCCAUGACGGUUUCACCUACCGAGGAGGUCUUUCGUGCCAGUGCUUCAUCGUCCAAGUCGCACAAGCAGUCACCAAAGGACGCAAAUUCGACGACGAGCCCUCUGCCCAAAGGACAACAAAUGGUUACCAAGAAAUCAUCUGCUUUUUUCCGUCGCCGAAAGAAGUCUGCCGCUGGCCAGAUGCCCACGCCUCUACCCCUUUCAUUACAAACGACCACGGUCGAAGCCGCUGAGCCAAGUCCAGUCAGCAGUCUACGUCAAGUCAUGAACCCUUACUUGGGCGGUCAACCUCUGCCGUCUCCUAAGUUCGAAUCGAGAAAGGAGUCACCUCAGGGCUUCCAUACUGCCCGCACGAGCUUUUCCCAUCACAACAAUGCUUCUCCCAAUACUGAGGAGAAGGCGCCAGUUGACUGGAACCGAUCUGAGCAGGUAACAUCGCAAUCUGUGCGUCCUGAGUCUGCAGUCAACCAGGAUUUGAAGUUCCGUCAACAGGAUCACCAGGACAGCACUUUCCUUGCAGACAGUAGUGGGACGGAGGACUCCCAUACUAGGUCGAGUCAACGUACUCCGAGCGAAUCGUCCGAUGGAAGAUCUCGUACGAGUCCGCUCAUUAAAUCCCAAAGCCAAGGUUCUGAAGGAUUGCUACCCGUUAGGUUUCCUUUCACCUCAGCCAACGGGUCAGCGGUUACGACACCAUCGUCUGAAAUUGGGACUCCGCAUUCGCCCUCCUCACAAACCCCUCCGAAUUUUACAGGGGCCAACUUUGUGGUGCCAUCAACGACCACAAGACCCUCAACUCUCAGACUUCAACCGGAGACGCUAAGCAGCGUACGACGAGGCAGCUCGUCGAAGGACCACGGCGCUAGUCCUGUUACCAAUUCUCCUCUGCCAUCUGACUCCGAGCCUAGCCUUUACAAGUCCGCUCCCAGUACACCUCUUGCCUCCUUCUUUGAGAAUGCUGCUGCCGCUGAUGCUUCUCCUACCGUCAAUAUCACUGGCUCUCCAGAGAACAUACAAGCUCCACCACUUUCUGAAGACGAUGAGGAGCAAGCUCUCAAGAUCUUCGAAAACCGUGACGAAAAACUUGAUCCUGGCGAAGUCUCAGCUUGGCUGGGAGAUGCAGACGAUGGCAGGGAGCGUAUACGGAUGGCUUACAUGAACCUUUUCGAUUGGACGAAUGUUGAUAUACUCUCUGCCCUCCGAGGGUUGUGUGCCCGCAUCGCACUGAAGGGGGAGACACAACAGGUUGAUCGCAUGUUGGAUGCCUUCUCGAAGCGGUGGUGUGAUUGCAACCGCAACCACGCUUUCAAGUCUUCUGAUGUCGUCCACACCAUCUGUUAUUCUAUCCUGCUCCUGAACACCGACUUGCACGUGGCAGACAUCGGUCAGAAAAUGACGCGAACUCAGUUCAUACGCAACACAUUGCCGACGAUCCGACGCACUGCUUCUGACAGCAAAGUAGAUGGCGCUGCUACACUCAGAGCCGGCACUUGGCCUAAGCCCGAUCCUUCUGCAAGUACGGGUCAUUCACCUUUACCAAGAACAUCCACCUUACCAGUUGAGUCACGGGCUGGCAGAAGGUCGGUUGAUGAGGCCAUUCCUGUCAUCGGCUCCGGUCGUUCUACCGAGAAGCUGAUGAGAGAAAGCUCGGGCGACGCUGAUAGUGCUCCCAACGACCCUGGUCCACUUGUGACAACACCAUUCGUGGGAUCGAUCAGAGCUUGGGAGUCACAAAUCGAAAGCGUACUGAAAAGAAUCUACACGUCAAUUUCUCGGGAACGAUUGCCUUUGUUCGGUGCCAAAGCGGAGACGCUUGAUAUACCCAGCCACUUGCUCAGCAUUACUGGUAACAUGCUGCGCCGAACUCCCAGCACUUUGAGUAAGGCCGCAUCAGACCAUUCCAGGGGACGAGGAGGUGAACACCGAGUGGGUACUGGACGAUGGGCGUCUAAGCCUCGGGGUCGACCGCAUUUGAAUCGAGUUUCGACAGUUGGGUCCACACGGACAAGCUUGGACGAGGGCUCCUCGACCUGGAGUCCAUCAAUGUCCAGCACGUGGAGCAAAGCAUCUUUUGGUAAGACGUGGACUUCCAUGUCAGUCGGUUCAUUCAACUCGGAAGGUCUACAUGGCGGCUUCCAGAAAUCUGUCGGAUUCGCCAAUGCUCUGAGCCAGGCCAUCAUCCGUGAGGGCUCAAUCGGGAAUAUCAAUGACCACGAGGAAGGCAUGAAGGCUGCACCUCUACUCGACGACGAAUCCCUAGAGCUACGUGGUGCACCGUGGGCCAAGGAGGGAAGCGUUAAACACAAACACCAUUUGGACGGCGUUGAAAAACGCGCAAAAAGCCGCAAUUGGAACGACUGUUUUGCCGUCGUUGAAAAAGGAUGGAUGCGUCUCUUCUCCUUCUCAGUGAAUGCCAAGUCGUUGCGAGUGAAGGCGAAGGAUAAGGCUAAAGCUGGAGGGAUUGUUGGUGGUGGGAACUGGAUGGAUAGCGCAGAAGAAGUGGCGAAAUUUCUUUUGCGGCAGAGUAUCGCAAGUGCUUUGCCCGAACCUGGCUACUCGAAAGUUCGACCACAUGUCUGGGCUUUGAGUCUACCCACCGGAGCUGUACAUCUGUUCCAAGUUGGCACACCGGAUAUCGUCAAAGAAUUCGUGUCUACUGCGAAUUACUGGAGUGCCAGAUUGUCCAAAGAGCCCAUGAUGGGAGGUAUCAGCAACAUGGAGUAUGGCUGGAGUGAUGCCGUCGUCAAUCGCGCUCUGAUCAACAGCGAACCCUGCGCUAGCAUACCGGUGAGUGGUUCAAGACCAAGCAUGCAAUCAUCUAUUCGAAGCUCGUUCGACCCAGUGGGUGGAACAACACGACCCAAGCUACCAGGUGACAAGGUCACUAUCAAUGAAUGGUGUCCGCCACAGCAGAGUAUGAUGGCUUCACAGCUGAUGGAAGUCGAUCAACUUCGAACUCUUCAAACAUAUGUCAAGAACGUCGAAGAGGAAUUGGCCAAGCACAACGAACUGCGUCCAGCCAUGCUGCUUGCAUUCUCCCCGCGGCAUCCGAACAACAACAAGGCGAUGGCGAAUUGGGAGAAGAAAUCAAGCUAUCUGCUGCGGGAGAUUGUCAAGUUUAAGACCUACGUGGACUCGUUGGUGCUCGCGCAGAAAGAGAAGGAGGGAGUUUCGAAGGUGAAGGUGAAGGCAAAGGAUAAGAAUUGA
Endocarpon pusillum Z07020 is the source of this 4476-nucleotide messenger RNA. RefSeq lists its product as uncharacterized. Lineage: Eukaryota; Fungi; Ascomycota; Eurotiomycetes; Verrucariales; Verrucariaceae. Bases 1 to 4476 code for a protein of 1491 amino acids. Gene Ontology annotation, molecular function: guanyl-nucleotide exchange factor activity. Gene Ontology annotation, biological process: regulation of ARF protein signal transduction. The transcript is spliced from 2 exons. The record is from RefSeq and is a predicted model, not a curated record.